AUGGAGCGCGCCACCUGUUUGGGGCCGCUCGUGCGGGCGUUGCUGAUGUUGCUCCUGUGGCUCGCGGCGGGAACUGUGGCUGCUGGGCGCUUCCGCGACCUCCCAGCUCCUUCGGAGGACACUGCGUUCGGCCUGGGAGCCGCGGCCGCUCCCACUUCGGCUACCCGGGUGCCGGCGGCGGGGGCUGUGACUACGUCUGAGGUGACGGUGGAAGACGCCGAGGGGCUGCCUGCGACCGCGGGCGAACAGGAACUGCAGCAGUCGGAACCCACCGAAGAGGCGGCGCUGCGGCCGCGCGGCAGAUCAUUAGUAAUCAUCAGCACUUUAGAUGGGCGAAUUGCUGCAUUGGAUCCUGAGAACCAUGGUAAAAAACAAUGGGACUUGGAUGUGGGAUCUGGUUCCUUGGUUUCAUCCAGCCUUAGCAAACCGGAGGUAUUUGGCAAUAAGAUGAUCAUUCCUUCCCUGGAUGGAGACCUCUUCCAGUGGGACCGAGACCGUGAGAGCAUGGAAACAGUGCCUUUUACCGUGGAAUCACUUCUGGAAUCUUCUUAUAAAUAUGGAGAUGAUGUUGUUUUGGCUGGAGGGAAGUCCUUCACUACAUACGGACUCAGUGCAUAUAGCGGAAAGGUGAGGUAUAUCUGUUCAGCUUUGGGUUGUCGCAAGUGGGAUAGUGAUGAAAUGGAACAAGAAGACAUCCUGCUUCUGCAACGCACCCAGAAAACCGUGAGAGCUGUCGGACCUCGAAGUGGCAAUGAGAAGUGGAAUUUCAGUGUUGGCCACUUUGAACUUCGGUAUAUUCCAGACAUGGAAACUAGAGCCGGAUUUAUUGAAAGCACCGUUAAACCCAGUGGCAACAAAGAAGAGUCUAAAAUUAUUUCAGAUGUGGAAGAACAGGAAGCUGCCAUGGUUGACACAGUGAUAAAAGUCUCUGUUGCUGAUUGGAAGGUUAUGGCGUUUAGUAAGAAGGGAGGACAUCUGGAGUGGGAAUAUCAGUUUUGUACUCCAAUUGCAUCUGCCUGGCUGGUUAAGGAUGACAAAGUCAUUCCAAUCAGUCUUUUUGAUGAUACAAGUUAUGUGUCUAACAAUGAAGUUUUAGAAGAUGAAGAAGACAUUGUGGAAGCUGCCCGAGGAGCCACAGAAAACAGCGUUUACUUGGGAAUGUACAGAGGCCAGCUGUAUCUGCAGUCAUCAGUCAGAAUUUCAGAAAAAUUUCCUACAAACCCCAAGGCCUUGGAAUCUGUCAAUAAUGAAAAUGCAAUUGUACCUUUGCCAACAAUCAAGUGGAAGCCCUUAAUUCACUCUCCUUCCAGAACACCUGUGUUGGUGGGGUCUGAUGAAUUUGACAAAUGUCUUAGUAAUGAUAAGUUUUCUCACGAAGAAUACAGUAAUGGUGCACUUUCAAUCUUGCAGUAUCCAUAUGAUAAUGGUUAUUAUCUACCAUACUACAAGAGGGAGAGGAGCAAACGGAGCACGCAGAUCACAGUCAGAUUUCUUGACAACCCAAAUUACAACAAGAAUAUCCGCAAAAAGGAUCCUGUCCUCCUCUUACACUGGUGGAAGGAAAUAGUUGGAACUAUUCUGUUCUGUAUUGUGGCUACAACUUUUAUCGUGCGCAGACUUUUCCAUCCUCAUUCACACAGACAAAGGAAGGAAUCCGAAACUCAAUGUCAAACUGAAAGUAAAUAUGAUUCUGUUAGUGGCGAUACCAGUGACAACAGUUGGAAUGACAUAAAAAAUUGUGGAUAUGUAUCACGGGAAUUGGCUCGGGAGAAGGUCAUGCGAGAAGUUAAAGCUUUAGCCAAGCUUGAACACCCAGGAAUUGUUAGAUAUUUCAAUGCCUGGUUGGAAACACCACCAGAGAAGUGGCAAGAAAAGAUGGAUGAAAUUUGGCUAAAAGAUGAAAGCACGGAUUGGCCACUCAGCUCUCCGAGCCCAAUGGAUGCACCAUCAGUUAAAAUACGCCAAAUGGACCCCUUCUCUACAAAAGAACAUAUUGAAAUCAUAGCUCCUUCACCACCAAGAAGUAGGUCUUUUUCCGCAGGGAUUUCCUGUGGCCAGACAAGUUCAUCUGAGAGCCGGUUCUCUCCACUGGGAUUCUCAGGAACUGACCAUGGAGACAUCAGUGGGUCGGUGUACAACCUUCAGGACAGUUGCCUUACAGACUGUGAGAUGGAAGAUGGUACGAUGGAUGGCAAUGAUGAGGGGCACUCCUUUGAACUCUGUCCUUCUGAAGCCUCUUAUGUAAGGUCAAGGGAGAGAACCUCUUCUUCUAUAGUAUUUGAAGAUUCUGGCUGUGAUAAUGCUUCCAGCAAAGAAGAGCUCAAAACUAACCGACUGCGUAUUGGCAACCAUUAUGCUAAUAAACUAACUGGUUUCAAGCAUUCCAGUAGCGAAUCUUCUUCUGAGCCUACUUUGUCUCUUUCUCCUCCAAGACCAACCACUUUAAGUUUAGACCUCACUAAAACCACUGCCGAAAGACUCCAGCCCAGUUCACCAAAGGUGUAUCUUUACAUUCAGAUGCAGCUAUGCAGGAAAGAAAACCUCAAAGACUGGAUGAACAGGCGAUGCACCAUCGAGGAAAGAGAGAGGGCCGUGUGUCUGCACAUUUUCCUGCAGAUAGCUGAGGCCGUUGAGUUUUUGCACAGUAAAGGACUCAUGCACAGGGACCUCAAGCCUUCCAACAUAUUCUUUACAAUGGAUGAUGUGGUAAAGGUUGGAGACUUUGGACUAGUGACUGCAAUGGACCAGGACGAAGAAGAGCAGAUGGUUCUGACCCCGAUGCCAAUUCACGGAAACAACUACUCUCACAAAGUGGACAUCUUUUCUUUAGGCCUGAUUCUAUUUGAAUUGCUGUACCCAUUCAGCACACAGAUGGAGAGGGUCAGAACCUUAAGUGAUGUACGAAGUCUUAAAUUUCCACCACUAUUUACUCAGAAAUAUCCUCAUGAGUAUGUGAUGGUUCAACACAUGCUCUCUCCAUCUCCUGUGGAACGACCAGAAGCUACCGAUAUCAUUGAAAAUGCUGUAUUUGAAGACUUGGAACUUCCAGGAAAAACAGUGCUCAGACAGAGGUCUCGCUCGAUGAGCUCAUCAGGAACAAAGCCGUCAAGACAGUCAAGCACCUCCCAGAGCCCUCUGCCAAGCAAUUUGCCCUAA
Messenger RNA from Orycteropus afer afer, 3156 nucleotides. RefSeq names its product eukaryotic translation initiation factor 2 alpha kinase 3 (gene EIF2AK3). Lineage: Eukaryota; Metazoa; Chordata; Mammalia; Tubulidentata; Orycteropodidae. The transcript has 16 exons. Gene Ontology annotation, biological process: protein phosphorylation. Bases 1 to 3156 code for a protein of 1051 amino acids. Gene Ontology annotation, molecular function: protein binding; ATP binding; protein kinase activity. The record is from RefSeq and is a predicted model, not a curated record.